This is a messenger RNA of Hyphopichia burtonii NRRL Y-1933, 4956 nucleotides long. RefSeq names its product Sla2p (gene SLA2). The record is from RefSeq and is a predicted model, not a curated record. The coding region runs from base 7 to 4863 and encodes 1618 amino acids. Gene Ontology annotation, molecular function: phosphatidylinositol-3,5-bisphosphate binding; clathrin-cargo adaptor activity; structural constituent of ribosome. Gene Ontology annotation, cellular component: membrane; actin cortical patch; clathrin-coated vesicle. Gene Ontology annotation, biological process: endocytosis; actin filament organization; translation. NCBI's taxonomy places the organism in Eukaryota, Fungi, Ascomycota, Pichiomycetes, Serinales, Debaryomycetaceae. The transcript is spliced from 3 exons.
UCCAACAUGUCGUUAGCCAAACAGUUGAGUGGGCUUAGUCUUGGUAGAAGCCAGCUCCAAGUGAGUUUGAACAAUAACAUCAACCAGGUUCGUUUUGCUACUAAAAGAGCUGCUGGUUCUAAAACCAAUAAAAAUGAUUCAGCAGGUCGUAGAUUAGGACCUAAAGCAUACGAAGGACAUUUUGUUAAAACUGGUCAGAUCAUUAUGAGACAGAGAGGUACUAAGAUACAUCCUGGAGAAAACGUUGAUAUUGGUAAAGAUCAUACUAUUUUCGCUAAAGAACCCGGGUUUGUUAGAUUUUACUAUGAUCCAUUCCAUCCUUUGAGAAAGUUUGUUGGGGUUGCAUUAAAGAAGGAACUUAGUCUUCCAACUCCUCAUUUUGAACCAAGAAUAAGAAGAUUUGGCUACGAAGAAAUUUUGGAUCCGGCGGAAGCCAAAAGAGAAGAAGAGCAUAUGUCAAGAGUAGAAUACCUACAACAACCAGAAUUAAAAGAAACGAAAAGAAGAAGGAAGGAAAAAAUUGCAGAAUCACUUGCCAAAUACGGAUCUGCAUUGAAUGAGUUCAAUCUCGGAUUAAGUGAAGAUGAAUCUAAGUUAGCCCAAGAACGUUUAUUGAGUAUUGCUCAAUUAGUACGUGUUGGCCAGUCUGUUGAAGAAGCCGGUAUUCAAGCAUCAUACAAUCACUUGUAUGAUUUGAAAUUGUCUUUGCAAAGAAGUGACAUAACUCCUGAAGAACAUGAUACUUCAAGACAAAAAUACCUUGACUUUGUAUCUUCAUUUGAUAAGAAAAUCACUCUUGAUGCUGACUUAAACGCUUGUAAAUACAUUUCACCAGAAGAUAAAAUCAAACAACAGCAAGAAAUUCAAUCCCAACUUAAAAACUACUUUAAUAAACUCAUCACUAAAGAAGACAAAGCUAAAAUCACAGAACUCAUUAAAACUCCUGGUGUCUUCACCAAAUCUGAACAACAUGACUUGUUCGACACAUACUUACCUAAAGUCUUACCAGACUCCAUUCCUGGAGCCACUGUUGAAAUCAAGGAUGCAAAAAAGGCUCCAAAAGGUGUAAUUAUCCGUAAAAUCUUCAACGAAGAAACGAAAACCGUUGAUCUCUUAAAUCAAGAAACAAUGGCUGUGGAAAUCAACGAGACCAUUAGGGAAUCUCCAGUUUACCAAAAUAUCCUCAAGCUUCAAGUCACCUACCAAAAAUACUUGGAUCAAUCAGUUCCGCAUACUACCCAUAGGUGGGCUGGAUUUGGUGCAUUACUUAUAAUAUUCUUUCUCCGUAUUGUCUUUACCCAAGGAUGGUAUAUUAUAUGUUAUGCUUUAGGUAUUUACUUGUUGAAUUUGUUUUUAGCAUUCUUAACUCCUAAAUUUGAUCCUUCAUUAGAACAAGAAUCAAAAAGCGAAUCUCUUGAAGAAGGGGUCCAAGAUGACGAACCACCUAAGGAGGCUGACGACUCCGAUGAAUUCAGACCUUUCAUUAGAAGAUUACCUGAGUUUAAAUUCUGGCAUAAUGCUACCAGAGCUACCAUGAUUUCUCUUUUCUUAUCAUUAUUCCCAAUCUUUGAUAUUCCAGUUUUUUGGCCAAUCUUAUUAAUGUACUUCAUCAUCUUAUUCACCUUAACCAUGAGAAGACAAAUCCAACAUAUGAUUAAGUACAGAUAUUUACCAUUUGAUUUCGCUAGAGUUUCAAAUCAAUUAAAGUUCGGUGAUAGAUCCAAGAUGAGUCGUGCUGAAGUGGAUCUCCAAGUGAGUGUGAAAAAGGCUUGCAGUGUCGACGAAGUGCCUCCUAAAAGAAAGCAUGUUAGAGCUUGUAUCGUGUAUACUUGGGAUCAUAAGAACUCCAGGGCCUUUUGGAAUGCUGUUAAGAUUCAGCCUUUGCAAAGUGAUGAAGUUCAAUUGUUCAAAUCAUUGAUUAUGAUCCAUAAAGUUCUCCAGGAAGGACAUCCAAAUACUUUGAAAGAUGCUUAUCGUAAUCGUGACUUUUUAUCUUCUUUAGCAAGUGUUUUCCCAACCCAUGGUUCCGCUUAUGGUAGAUUGAUAAAUCAAUAUGAUAAAUUUCUUUUACAGAAAUUAGACUUUCAUAGAAAUAAUCCUAGUUUCAAUGGUAUGUUUGAAUAUGAAGAAUAUAUUUCCUUAAGAGCGGUUAAUGAUCCAAAUGAAGGUUACGAAUCAAUUUUACAAUUGAUGGAUUUACAAGACCUGAUUGAUGAUUUGCAAAAAUUGAUUUUUGCUACCAUCCAUCAAACUCCAAAUAAUUUAUGUAAAGUUAGUGCAUUGGUUCCUCUUAUUGCUGAAUCGUAUGGUAUUUAUAAAUUUUGUACUUCAAUGUUGAGAGCUAUGUAUCAACAAUUGGGUGCUGAUGAUGCUUUAUCGGUUUUAUUUGAAAGAUUUGAUUCCCAACAUUUCAUGCUUAGGGACUUCUAUACUGAUUGUCAUGCAAUUAAAUUCUUAACUAGUUUAAUUACCAUUCCUCGUUUACCUAAUAAUCCUCCUAAUUUACAAGUAAAUGAAGAUGGUAGUAGUGCUCCUGCUUCCAGACCAAGAUCUGCCACUACUGAUAGUACUCCUCAGUUGUCCUCUCAACCAACCGCAGCUUUCGAAGCUCCUCCUGAAGCUCCUCCAGUAGAUCUGGUAUUUCUUCAACAAACUGGUAUUUUUGAUCAACAGCAACAGGAACAACAAAGAAUUCAACAAGAAUUGGAGUUACAACGUCAACAACAACUUCAAGAACAAGCUCAAAAACAGAGAUUAUUCGAAGAACAGCAACGUCAACAAGAACAAAGAUUUUUACAAGAACAACAACUUUUGCUGCAACAACAAACUCAAGCUCAACAAUCACGUGUUUCAGAGUUAGAGCACGAUUUGCUCAUGUUCAAAAAUCAAUAUGAUAAUGACCAAUCGCUACUCCAACAAUAUGAUUCCCGUGUUAAAAGCUUGGAAACUGAAUUAUCCAGCUUUAACAAUACCGCUUCUCAACAAAUUGCUUCCAAAGAUGAACAAAUUAGAAACUUGGAAGAACAAAUUAGCAAUUGGGCUAAGAAGUACGAGUCUCUUGCCAAAUUAUACUCUCAACUUCGUCAAGAACAUUUGAAUUUAUUAUCUAAAUUUAAAAAGAUCCAACAAAAAAUUAAUAGUGCCCAAGAAUCAAUAAUGAAGAAAGAAAAAUUCGAAAAAGACUUGAAAGCUAAAAAUAUUGAAUUGGCUGACUUGAUUCGUGAACGUGAUAGAGCAAGAUUGGACUUGGAUAGAGUCAAAGCUUCAAAAGAUCAAGAAAUUGAAAAACUUCAAACUGAAUUGAGAGAGUUGAAUAAUCAAGUGAAUGAAUCAGGUAAAUUACAAUCGAUGAACUUGUCAUCCAUUAUCUCUAAACAUCAAAAUGAAAUUGACAAUUUAAAUACUCAAUUGGCAGAAAGAGAUUUGAAAUUAACCAAUCUUGGGGGUAACGAUUUACAAGAAAAAUUAAAAGAAAAAGAAAUUGAUUUAGAAAUUGCACAAGAAUCCCUUGAUAGUGCCCUCAGAGAAUUGGCAAACUCUAAAAAUGAUCAAGAUGAAAUAGUUAAUGCUGAAAUUGAUCAUAUCUUACUUCAAAAUAUUGAUAAAUUGAGAAAAUUGAUUGAUGUCAUUUUAGCUAACAAUAUCAAAAGAAUUCAAGAUACCAAAUAUGAAUUGGAAUCCCCAAUGCAAGCUGGUAACUUGAAUGCCUCUCCUGAAUAUUUGUUAUCCAUUGUCGAACUUUGCUCAGAUACUGCCACUGAUUUCUCUACAACAUUUAAUAAUUUCAUUGCCGAUGGUAAAGCUUCCUACGAAGCUGAAGAUUCUGGAUACUCUGAAAUUAUUUUGACUAGUUCAGAAUUAACCACAUCAGUCAAUGAUCUUAUGUUGAACGCUAAAGGCAUCGGAAGAAAUAUUCCUAGAGAUGAUGAAGAGAUUGUUUUGUUGCUCGUAUCAAAAGUUUUAGCUAGUACCGAAUCAUUUUUCCAAGGACUCAAUUCUCAAUCCUUGAACCUCCUUGAAGAUGAUGAGGAUAAAUUGGAUAAAGUCAUUGAUAGCAAUUUACAACUUCAGCACGAUUUACAAGAGUUAGGUAAACAUAUUGAUACUUUGCGUUCUACCCAUGGUAUUAAUUUCUCUCUGGGAAAUUUGGAAGAUAUUGUUCAAAAUGAAAUGGAUCAAACCGCUAAAGCAGUUAAUUCUGCUUCUAAAUUCUUACAUGAUCUUUUGUUGAAUGCAAACAUCAGUGGUGGUAAACUUGAAGUUCAUGAGGCUUUGGUUGCUGCUGCUGUUGCUGUCACAGAUGCUGUUGCUUUGUUGAUUGUAGCUGCUACAGAAUCUCAAAGAGAAAUUGUGAGUAAAGGUAGAGGUGAUCAAACUCGUACAGAAUUUUACAAAAAAAACAAUAGAUGGACUGAAGGUUUGAUUAGUGCUUCAAAAGCAGUUGCUGGAGCAACAAAUAUCUUAAUCCAAACUGCUGAUGGUGUUUUAAAGGAGAGCAACUCCCAUGAACAAUUGAUUGUUGCAUCCAAUGAAGUUGCUGCCUCUACUGCUCAAUUAGUUGCUGCUUCAAGAGUGAAGGCAAAUUUUGUUUCUAAAACCCAAGAUAACUUAGAAACUGCUUCGAGCAAAGUUUCUUCUGCUUGUAAAGGCUUGGUAAACAAAGUACAAGAACUACUUUCAACUGAGGAAAGUGGUAACGAUAUAGAUUUGAGUAAGCUCACUCCAUAUGAAGGUAAAACCGUUGAAAUGGAACAACAAGUCCAAAUUUUAAAAUUAGAAAACUCAUUGAACUCUGCCAGAAAAAGAUUGGCUGAAAUCAGAAAGCACGGUUAUAGAGAUGAUAAUAGUGAUGAUGAAGAGUAAGUGUCUCAUGAAGUCAAUGUUCAUCCAAAUUGUAUUUUUUCUUUAUUUUUUGCGCUUUCAAACCCUGUUUUUUAUGAAUACUGUUAUUUUUAC